Molecule: messenger RNA, 1863 nt
Organism: Gadus morhua (Atlantic cod)
Lineage: Eukaryota; Metazoa; Chordata; Actinopteri; Gadiformes; Gadidae
Gene: pjvk
Product: pejvakin
Exons: 6
Coding region: 212-1324 (370 amino acids)
Biological process (GO): programmed cell death
Cellular component (GO): cytoplasm
Source: RefSeq, a predicted model, not a curated record
CAGGUUCACUCGUGCCAAGUUUUCCUGUAUUACCUUACAGAGUACCUGCAUAAUUGAAUGUGUUUAAGUCCUAAAAGCCCAACUAGAGGUGAGGUAGGAAGCCACCGGUUGCCGUGCGCCUCGUCUCGAGGCUCAGCGUACCGACGGGGGGACUGCCGCUCUCACAUGACGGCCCACUCGACACGGUGACAGCUCUCCGUCCGCGCUGAACAUGUUCGCCGCGGCCACCAAGAACUUUGUGAAGCAGGUGGGGGACACCGGGAGGCUGAUCCCGGUGCCCAGCCUUAGCGAGGCGGACCGCUACCAGCCGCUCGGCCUUGUUGCCAAGCGGAAGAAAAGACACUUCUGGAAGAAGACCAAGUUCGCCUCCACGGCGUUCUCCCUGAAGGACAUCCUGGUCGGGGAGAAGGAGAUCACGGCAGGUGUCUCGUCUUACCAGCUACUCAACUACGAGGACAAGUCGGACGUGGCUCUGACCGGCAAGCUAGGGAACCACCUGAUCAACGACGUGGGCUUCAACAUCCGCGGCUCCGACUCAGUGGCGGUCAAGGCGUCCUUCGGGAUCGUGACCAAACACGAGGUGGAGGUGCCCACACUACUGCGGGAGCUCAACUCCAGGAAGGUGGACCUGGACCACUGUCUGGUCCGCCAGUCCAGGGACAGUGGGCGCAGCGUGCUUUGUGUCGUCAUGGAGAGCAUCCGCACCACGCGCCAGUGCUCCCUGACUGUCCACGCUGGGAUGCGAGGGACCACCAUGAGGUUCCAGAUUGACGACGGUCGUAACCCAAAGGGUCGGGACAAGGCCAUCGUCAUCCCCGCCCACACCACCAUCGCCUUCAGCAUCUGCGAGCUCUACAUCCGACUGGACGGACGCCUCGAUAUCUGCGUGGCGACGGAGUCUCCGGGGGGCUUUGAGCGCGAGCAGAUGCGAGAGCAGCUCGGGGGAUUCCUGGGUCGCUUCUCCAUGGGCCGCCUGCGCCGCUUUCUGUCCGGCAUCGUCUACGGAAACCCCUUCAGGGCAGACGACAGGGCGUUUGAGGGGCUGACAUACCCGGAGCCGUACAUGGACGACGGGGCGACAGACGACUAUGAAAAGGCCGCCAGCAUGACGGACCUCUCCUCUGCGUACCUGCGCGAGGGCUCGCACACGCGCAUCAACCUCCUCAACCACAACAUCGCCAAGGGGCCCUGCUCCCUGUGUGGCAUGGGCAGCCAGCGGCGGGAGACGGUGUACGGUUGCCUGGAGUGCUCCUCAGGCGGGCAGAAGUACGUACGGCUCCACGUGGUGCCCUGCUUUGACCUCUGGCACAAGACGCUGCGCUAGCAGGAGGUCAAAGGUCGUGGGUGGGCCGAGCCGGGCGGAGCACCGCCAGGGCCCUGAGGGAUCGGGUUCAGGAGCCGCUGGCCGAAGCGAACCACGUCUCCUUUUCUGGGAAGCUACUUUGGAAAGUAGUUUCUCUCUGAAACGGGGGAAUAUGGCCUAUGUGUUCUGCUUAACACAGUGCCUGCAUUUUUUAACAGGUUUGAGUCCAAACAGGAAGUGCACCAGGAAUUGGGUCACCUGCGCUGUGGGGGCGGUCUCCUUGGUUGCCAUGGGAGCCGCGGGGGGACAUCGCUGCUAAUUCAGACCCUGCCACAAUGAAUGAAAUACUUGAUAUUCACUUGUCUAUGAUGUUAUUGUAAUUAUCUGUUGCAGAGGAAACGGCGCACUACAAAGUUUGUACACUACUAUGAGUCUGCAUCCAUAGGUGUAUAGCUAUCUCAUUGUUUUUAACAGUUUCUCCUUGUUUGGUGUACUUAUUGACUUGAGUGGAGUGAGGUGAACUGUGAAGCUUUAUGGCAUUAAAUCAGCCAGGCCGUGAA